GUGGUGCUGGUGGGAGACCCGGGCGUCGGGAAGACCAAUCUGCUAGCCACCUUCCUCGCGGCAGAUGCCGUCAACGAAGACGGAGUCUCGCGCUCAUUCUCCGCCGUUCGUAAACCAACCAUCGGUGUAGAGUUUGCCACUGCCAUUGUACGCCACCCCAACGGGAAACGCCUCAAGGCGCAGAUCUGGGACACAGCCGGACAGGAGCGCUAUCGUGCGAUCACCAGCUCGCACUACCGUCGAGCUGCGGGGGCGCUCAUCGUAUUCGAUGUGACCAGCCGCGAGACGUUCCAAAACGCCCAAGCGCACUGGCUCAAGGAGCUGAAGGCCGCAGCGGGUCUGAGUAGCACCCUGACCAGCUGCAUCAUGCUUGUGGGCAACAAGGUGGACUUGGAGUCGCCACAGGCGAUGCUCGACACAAACUACGUCGACCAGGAGCAGCACGAGACAGCCGCCACAUCACUUGGCCUCAUGCACCAGCGCGCAUCGGCCAAGACCUGCUUCAACGUGCGUCAAGCGUUUGAAGACCUCGUGAUCGCCAUUUACGACGCCGAU
Phytophthora sojae is the source of this 555-nucleotide messenger RNA. RefSeq lists its product as hypothetical. Gene Ontology annotation, molecular function: GTP binding; GTPase activity. Lineage: Eukaryota; Oomycota; Peronosporomycetes; Peronosporales; Peronosporaceae. The annotation marks the transcript as partial. The record is from RefSeq and is a predicted model, not a curated record. The transcript has 3 exons. Gene Ontology annotation, cellular component: endosome.